Molecule: messenger RNA, 1270 nt
Organism: Ceratina calcarata
Lineage: Eukaryota; Metazoa; Arthropoda; Insecta; Hymenoptera; Apidae
Product: venom allergen 3
Exons: 6
Coding region: 645-1142 (165 amino acids)
Cellular component (GO): extracellular region
Source: RefSeq, a predicted model, not a curated record
UUUAAUGUCUAUUCUUUAAUAUUUUGAUAAAAUUCUUCUAUAAUACUUUUUAUAUUUUUAUACAAUAUUCUUAUCACCCUUUCCUGUAUUAUCAAUGAUCUUCGAUCUUCAAUGCACUUCACAAUGAUCUGAGAAUAUUUCGAGAAUAUUUAAACUAUUUUUAAGAAAGUAGACUUCCUUACAUACAUAAAUUCAGUCGCCAAUGCAUUAAUUAAAGGGCAACAGUGUGAAACUUAAAAAAAAAUCUAAUGUUUUUCACAUUUAUCGAAAUUUUAUACCUUCAAAAAUUUCAUUACAUUCUGUAGAUUCCUAGAAACGAAUUUGUCUCAAAGAAAGAAUCAUCCUUGACCCGUUCAUGUCGUACAUCAUCCAAGUAUCCCAAGAAUCCUUCAGCCACGACGAGAGUCUCCGUAUUCACCGAACAAUGUGUGAACUAUUUAAAUUGUGCAAGUUAAAAUUCGUCUUGAGCGUUGAAAUUCGUUUAAAAGCAUCGUUCAAUCCUCGUCUCUCCAACUUGUUGAAUCUGGGUUGCAGGAUCUAUAGGAUUAUCCUGCGAGGAGAAGCAGGCGAUCUUAGACGAGCAUAAUCGGCUGAGACAGCUCGUGGCACUUGGACAGAUUCACGGGCAACCUGGCGCUGCUAACAUGAGGGAAAUGGUCUGGGACGACGAAUUGGCUGCAGUUGCUCAGAGGUGGGCCAACAGGUGCGCAGAGGUCCACGACAACUUAAGGAACGUUGGUAGAUUCACGGUGGGACAAAAUAUCGCGCGGACGUGGACGACGAAACCCCCGGGAGCGUACGACGACCAGGCAAACUGGCGCCAGAGGAUCUCCGAGUGGUUCAGCGAGGUGCAGAAGUACAGAACCGGAUAUAGCGAAGCCACCGGCCACUAUACACAGCUCGUCUGGGGCGACACGUAUUUGGUAGGCUGCGGCUACUCCUUCUAUUACGACCCAGCCCGAGGCUAUACUAAGAACUACGUAUGCAACUAUGGGCCCAGCGGCAACGUGCUCGGCUUUCAACCGUAUCAAUCGGGCCAGCCUGCCUGUGGCAGCUACGGGAUGGUCUACUCGAACCGAUACGCGGGCCUUUGUUCCGGCGAGCAAUUCUACCAUUUGGGAGCAUUGUGCAGUUAUGGUUGACGAUCAACAAAUGGUUCACCGAGGCUGAUUCGUAGAUCGUCAUCGAUCGAAUCGAUCUAGUUCAUUGUUCUAGUCUCAGAAGAAUUAGUCGUUAAAUUAAUAGAAGAUAGGAAAUUUCGUCGAACUGU